AUUUUGAUCCGUGUCACGUGCAGUCGUAGCCUUUUCCUACUUGCCGAUUAUCGAUCCGUGGAAAAACCUUCCUCUUGUCUAUAAUGUUUCGCUGGUUUCGUCCACUGUCCACUCCGGAAAAAAUGUAUUCCUCUUGCCUCCAGACGCUUUGUCUGGGCCAUGCCCUCUGGCAUCCCGAACCGCACGAGUCGGGUGAACCGCAGGUCGGCGACGUGGGGUGCGUCCACGAAGGCGCGUUUAUACGACUUUUCAACCUCGACACCUCUGCGUCCGAGAAGAAGGUUACGUUCUGGGACCCGCCAUUUGACAUCACUGAGCCCUUGCCUCGCGGCAUGCUCAAGAUCGACCGGAGACAGAGACCGCUCGUCCCUGGCCACUACUGCAGCCAUGGAGUGGAGAGCACGCAGAUGCAAUCUUCGGCCGAUGUGUAAGUAUACAG
Messenger RNA from Phanerochaete carnosa HHB-10118-sp, 439 nucleotides. RefSeq lists its product as uncharacterized. Lineage: Eukaryota; Fungi; Basidiomycota; Agaricomycetes; Polyporales; Phanerochaetaceae. The record is from RefSeq and is a predicted model, not a curated record. The transcript has a single exon. The coding region runs from base 123 to 431 and encodes 102 amino acids.